Molecule: messenger RNA, 612 nt
Organism: Acanthosepion pharaonis
Lineage: Eukaryota; Metazoa; Mollusca; Cephalopoda; Sepiida; Sepiidae
Source: the annotation of a GenBank genome assembly
AUGUUAUUCUCACUUUUUCAACUUGUCUUGCUUUACUUCUAUUUUUCGUUCUCUUUCUCUCUCUCUCUUUCUUUUUCUUUCUUUCUUUCUUUCUUUUACUUUCAUACAUUUAAUAAUUCUUAUGAAACCAUUUUUCUUUCAUUAUUUUAUUCGUUAUUUUUAUUUCAUUCCCCUGUGAGACCCUUUUUCUUUCAUUCGUCUUUAUUCGUUAUUUUUCUUUUAUUCCCCUGUCAAACUCUUUUUCUUUCGUUCAUCUUUAUUUGCUAUUUUUCUUUCAUUCCCUGUCAAAACCUUUUUUCUUUCAUUCAUCUUUAUUCGUUAUUUUUCUUUCAUUCUCCUAUCAAACCCUUUUUCUUUCAUUCAUCUUUAUUAGUUAUUUUUCUUCCUUGCUUCCUUGAUCCAUCCUUUUUUCCCUUAAAAUAUAUUUCCUUUUUAUUCUGCUUUCUUUCAUUUCUUUUCUAUUUCGUUCAUUCUUUUCACUUAUGCUUUCUUUCAUUCUUUUUUAUUCUUUUCCUCCCAAAACGGCAACGACACUCUCCGGAAGAUCAAAUUUCUAGUUUUAUGGAUUCUAUUUUAUCAAUUUUUGUCUUUUCGCACCUCGAAUUUCAUUAA